Molecule: messenger RNA, 3101 nt
Organism: Bursaphelenchus okinawaensis
Lineage: Eukaryota; Metazoa; Nematoda; Chromadorea; Rhabditida; Aphelenchoididae
Source: the annotation of a GenBank genome assembly
AUGUCAUCAAAGAAAAUUCAAGCCGUAGCCGACCCAAUACCUCAGAAACGAAACAAAACCGUGUCUACAGUGUCGGAUGGUGAAUAUGUGGAUGGGAAAUUUUAUCGACCGGCUGGAAUGCAUUGGGUUACGACCGCUUUGUUCAUUUUGGGUGAUGUAGCUGGUGGUGGAUUGGUUACACUGCCUGUGGCUACAGUUAGGACGAGUAAGUUACAGUAUGGUAUGGUAUGAUAGAUAGGGUAAGGUAGAGUAGGGUAGGGCAUUGAAGAAUGGUGAUAAUAAUUUUUUAGGCUUAUGGGCCUGCUUCUGCUUCACGUUUUACAUUGCGGUAACGAUGGGGAUGACUGGUAUAUUGCUUGGAAAGUGUUGGAUGAUGAUGUUGGAACGAUGGCCAGAGUAUCGUAAUCACUGCCGAAAACCAUACGCUGAAAUUGCCAAACGUGCCUUAGGGCAGAAAUAUGUGUAAGUCUACAUUCUACAUUUACCCAUACCCCCUACCCCUACCUUUACCCCUUCCCUUACCCUUAUCACUACCCUUUCCUAACACUGCCACUUUCAGCUGGAUAGUGUCCCUAAACUGUAACAUAGCUCAGUUUGGCCAAUCAGUAGUAUACCUCCUCUUAUCAGCCAAAAACCUUCGUGAUCUUAUCCUAAUGUUCUUUGACUACAAUAUCAGCUACUGCUUCAUGGUCGUCUUCCUUGGUAUCCUACUAUUACCACUCAACUUCCUCAAAUCUCCUCAAGACUUCUGGCCAAUGGUGAUUGUAGCCAUGUUCACAUCAGUCGUAUCAGCUUCUUUAAUUGUUGCUGGAGGCAUUAUUGAUUACCCAACGUGUUCGGCCGUGAAGGAAAUGCCACCGUUCACGCCGAGUAACUACUUUUUGGCAUUGGGAACGUUCUUUUUCGCUUAUGAAGCCCAUGCCUCGUUUCCGACGGUACAACAUGACAUGAGAAGACCUGCUGAAUGGACAAAGUCUAUGAUCUUGGCUAUGAUUUGUGAGUUUAUGGGGAUUAUGUUUUUGAGUUUAGGGGUGUUUGCCAGCCAAAAAAGUGGUAGGGUCGGUAAGGUUAGAGGUAGAGGUAAAAGUGGGAGUAAGGUAUGGGUAAAAGUCAGGGCAAGUUUAGGAAUAGGGAGAAGAGAAGAAAUAGGGGUGGUGGUAAGGUAAGAGUAAGGACAAUGUAAGGUAAGAGUAGGCCUAGAAAAUUGGGAUAGAAGUAGAGAAGGGCAAGGGUAAAAGCCAGGGCUAGCGUAAAGCUAAGUGUAGGGGUAGAGAUAGGGGUAAAUCCAGGGUAGAGUUAGGAGUAUAAGCACGGGAAAGCGGAGAACUAGGGGUAGAAGUGAGGGUAACAGUAAGGACAAAGUUAAGGGUAGCGCCUAGAGCUAGGGGUACGAGUAGAGGUAAGGACAGAAGUACAAUUAGGGGUAUGAGAGUUUACUGGGGUAGAUAUAGGAGUAGGAAUAAGAGUAAGGGUAAGAGUAGAGGUAAGAGUAAUGACAAGGGUUUGGGUAGGGGUAGUGGUAGGAGUAUGGAUAGGGGUAAAGGUAGGGGUAGGAUUAUGAGUACGGGUAUGAAGUAGUAGACGCAGGGCAGUAUAAUAGUCAAAAAAUUUUAAAAAAUCAAAUUUAAAAUAAAAAAUUAUUUCAGUGAUCAGUUCCUUGUACGGCCCAGUAUCAGUCAUCAGUUACUUUUCCUACGGAGAUUCAGUAAAAAAUUCAAUUAUUAACUCAGUACAAACUCCUUGGAUUCAAAUUACGGUUAACUUGUUGAUCACAAUGCAUUGUAUCUUAACCAUCACCAUAGCUUCGAAUCCUUUGAAUCAGGAGUUGGAAGACUAUUUCAACGUUCCACAUGGUGAGUUGGGGUUACUGUAAGAUAAAUGGUAUCUCGAAGUAAUCAAGUCUACUCUAAGCGGUGUUGGUUUACCCUACCCUACUCAGCUUUACUGUACGCUACCCACACCUUAUCCUUACCCCUACUCCUACCCCUAUCCUACUCUACUCUUAUCCUAUAUUACUUCUACUCCCACUCUUAUCAAUACCCUGAACAUUAAUUUCAAAUCUUAAAGCAAUCUAAGAUUACCUUGUUUUAGACUUUGGAUACCAACGAGUGAUCCUCCGUACCUCGGUUAUGGCUCUACAGAUCUUCUCGGCCCUAAGUGUACCAAACUUUGGCGCUUUAAUGGAUCUGGUUGGUGCGACAGCAUCACUGUUGACGGCAUUGUUCUUCCCUUGCCUAUUUUACUUGACAUUGAAGGCUGGUGAAGUUGAUGGGUCGUCCAAAGCCAACUUUAUUGAAGCUCAGGAGUUGAGCUGGACUGAGUAGGUUAAUAUCAACAUCAUAGGUAUUGCUAUGACUCAAAACCAUACCUUUACAUCUAAUAUUGCCUCUACUUCUACUUCAAGUUCUACCCUUACCCUUACACCUACCCUUAUCUUUAGGCGAUAGUAAUAAAGGUAGGGGCAGGAACUAGAGGUAGUGGAUAGGGUUGGGUUAGAUGUAGUGGUAAAAGUAGGAGUAGAAGUUAAGGUAGAGGUACGUGUGGAAGUAAGGGUAGGAAUAUAAGUAGGAGUAAGGGGAAGGGUUAUGAAUAGUGGCUAGGGUGGGAUUAGAGGUAGGGGUAAGGUAGGGCCUUUACUUCUAGCCCCUGCCCUUACUUCUACACCUACCCUAGUCACUACCCUUCUACCACUAUCUCUACCCCUAGCUCCUAUCCCCCUCUCCCCACCUUUUGCCCAUAGCCUUAACUUUACUCUUGCCCACACUACACCCCCCUCCCCUAUCUACUUUUAAAUCUUAAAAACCCAAGCCUAAAACCGAUAUUACAGUAUCUGGAAGCGAAACAAGACCGGAAUCAAGUGGAUGUGCGUAAUAGCCACCACCAUUGGCACCUCAAUUGGCCUCGUUUCCUCGGUUAUGGCCAUUCGCUCAUUGGCUGACACUCAUUUCGUGCCGCCUUGCUAUAUUCAACCAUUUUUAUCAAAUCAUUCGGCAGGAGAGGAGUUGUCCUUAUCUGCUAUUGACUGUUGUGGUCACUAUCAAAACAUUUCUGUGUAUGAGGAUGUCACAUGUUCGAUUCAGAACUUGAAAAUCAAUGAGUAA